Molecule: messenger RNA, 1242 nt
Organism: Rhodofomes roseus
Lineage: Eukaryota; Fungi; Basidiomycota; Agaricomycetes; Polyporales; Fomitopsidaceae
Exons: 2
Coding region: 1-1242 (413 amino acids)
Source: RefSeq, a predicted model, not a curated record
AUGCACGCUGCUCUUCAAACCGACGACAUACUCGACGCGAUCUUCGAUUAUUUGAAGCCUCCGUUCGGGCGGUUUGACCACCACUGUUCCUCAUCCGACCCGAUCCGCGUCUUCCAACGGACGCUCUGCGCCGCCGCUCUCACAUGCAGAGCCUUCAGCCAGCCCGCGCUAAAGUCGCUCUGGUUCCAUGUCAACUCUGUGGACGCGCUGUUCUACAUCUUGUCCUCGUGUAUGAAGAUAGUGUGCGAUGUUCCGUUAUCACUGGACAUAGACGACUCGCCUCGGCACCAAGAGACCGUUUGGAUAAUGGACCGCCCAGUCAGCGAGAAGGAGCGCGAACGCUUCCUCUGGUACACGCAAUGCAUCCAUAUAAUUAACCUCCAAGCGUCGCGUCGCGUCGACCCCUGGGUUUUCUUCCGCCUUUCUCAAGAGAACCUUGGUACGCCCCUCACACCACGGCUUCAUACCAUGAUCUGCAACCAGGACUGGCCCUAUAUCGACAUGGUCGUGUCACUGCUGAGUGGCCCCUCGCUCCGCACACUCGCCCUCAAGUUCAAUGGCCCGGAAUGGACGAUCGACGACGACCGGAAGCUGCCUCUGAACCGCCACAACUACGCAGCGUACCCGCUCCUCCGGAACGUUUGUGCGUCCGCGCCAGACCUCGAGAAGCUCACAGUGUACAUGUGCGCGUAUCCGGGGCUGCUGCACCCGAUCGGCGGGAUGAAGCGCCUGCGCGUGUUGGACCUCUCCUUGGUGUGGACGCCGAUCAACAUGGAGCUCGUGCGGCAGCUCGCACAGCUCGAGCAGCUCGAGGAGCUGGCGCUCCACAACUCGUUUGACGGGCGCAACCUAGGGCCAUGUGAAGGCUUCAAGAGCGUGACAAAGUUGAUCAUCCGCGGUGGCAUCCGCACGAUCCCGCCGCUGCUGCAAGCACUUCCCGACCUCCACCUCAGAGAGCUCCAUUUGAACUCCCCGGUCAUCGAGGAACCCAGACCCCUCCAGAAGCUCGUGUCAGCCCUGUCACUCGCAUCGCGCGAGUCGAUCGAGAGCGUGCGCAUCGACAGCCUCACUGCGGGACGCUCCCUCACGAGCGCGCCUGUGUCCACGCUCAUCGCGCCGUUUUUCGCGUUGCCGAACAUCCGCUCUUUCUAUUUGCGCGCGGACGAUCCUCUGUGCAUCGCGGACGACGACCUGCGCGUCAUUGGCGGCAAGUGGGCGAAGCUGGACAGGGAUGUCAUUUAA